GCGCCCGCGUGAUCGCGCACCGAGGGGUCCGCACCGUGGGCGAGGAGCAGCGAGGCCACGGCGGCGCCCCCACCCCCGGCGCAGGCGUGCAUCAGCGCCGUGCGCCCCAGGCGGUCUGCGAUGUUGGGGUCCGCGCCUUGCUCCAGGAGAUUGGCCGGGAGGACGCACCAAUGGGGAGCUCUGAGAGGCGGACCUACAGCGCCACCAGCUAGAGGAAGACCAGCAAAUUUCAAGUUGGCUGCGACGUGGGCUCCGCGUGGGGGAGGGGCAGCAGGUGGAGUCUACAUAAUUUAUUUGGAAUCCUGUACGAGAGGUUUUUCUCACUGGAUCACUGAAUACCCAGGCCCCCUCCACCAUGGCCAGUCGGGGUGGGGGCCGGGGUCGUGGCCGGGGCCAGCUGACCUUCAACAUGGAAGCUGUGGGCAUUGGGAAGGGCGAUGCUCUGCCUCCACCCACCCUGCAGCCUUCUCCACUCUUCCCUCCCUUGGAGUUCCGCCCCGUGCCUCUGACCUCAGGAGAGGAAGGGGAAUAUGUCCUGGCACUGAAGCAGGAGCUACGAGGGGCCAUGAGGCAGCUCCCCUACUUCAUCCGGCCAGCUGUCCCCAAGAGAGAUGUGGAGCGUUACUCAGACAAAUAUCAGAUGUCAGGGCCGAUUGACAAUGCCAUUGAUUGGAACCCUGAUUGGCGACGUUUACCUCGGGAGCUAAAGAUCCGAGUGCGGAAGCUACAGAAGGAACGGACCACCAUCCUAAUCCCCAAGAGGCCCCCUAAGAACACAGAAGAUAAGGAAGAAACAAUACAGAAACUGGAGACCCUGGAGAAGAAGGAGGAAGAAGUGACUUCAGAGGAAGAUGAGGAAAAAGAAGAAGAAGAAGAGAAGGAAGAGGAAGAAGAAGAGGAGUAUGAUGAAGAAGAACAUGAAGAGGAAACUGAUUACAUCAUGUCGUAUUUUGACAAUGGAGAGGACUUUGGGGGUGACAGUGAUGACAAUAUGGAUGAGGCUAUAUACUGAAGAAGGACCCUGAAUGAUACCCUGGACCUUCGGCUCUUUCUUGAUUUAAGAUAGAGAGAGUAACUGUGCCUAUUAUUUGGCUUUAUGGACAGGCAAAGCAUUUGCUUAGAGUCCAGAGAAACUCUUUGGCCCUGGAGACAGAAGUGAAAAAUGAUGACGGAUAGCUCUCUUUUCUACUCUUCCUCUCCCUCCACCCUUGUGUCACCUCUCUUAGCUUGGGAAAAGGGCAAAAGACCAAUGUCUGAAUUGUAUGAAAGAAAGAAGGGUCGAAAGAAACGAGUUGUUAGAGCUGAAACAGCUGUACAUGUGUCCCCACCCACUUUUUUUUCCCCAGCCACUUUUUUAUAGUGAAAGAUCAUUGAGGGUGUGUGCAGUUAGGAGGCGUAAGGCCAGUUUUAUAUUUUUAAAUAAAAUGUUUUUAUCUGUCUCUCUGUCCAGGGUGAGGCCUGGUGGGCGAGGCCUUGAGGGAAACGAAGGUUGCCUAGCUAGGCCAUUCUUUCCUUAUCCAUCAGAGUCCAGUGUGACACACUGGGGGGUGCAGCUUUCCUGUCCUUUACCCCUGCCCUCCCACUCCCAUGUAGGACACUCCCAAUCUAGCCCUGCCAGGGAAUAUUCAGGAACUCAUCGCUGAGGCUGUGCAGAGUGAGUAGGAGAGAAUAGCCUCAUGCCCUGAAGACCCGCUGGCUUCUGAGCCCCUGGUCCUCAGGCCAUGGGACACAAUUGUCUCUUUCCAUAUGUGGACACGGCCCUCUCUUUCCCACACUUGACCUUGAUCUUGUCCUUGUUUACAAGGAAAGAUUACAGCUAUUUUUGUGAGAGUCAAGAAAGCCAGGUGCAGGGAGGGAGGAGGGAAGAGGUGCUGAUUCUUCCUCAGCACACACCCUCUUCCAGGCAUGGGGGAUUCCACAUUGAAAGAUAGGUCUCUGAAAAGGGAAUCCCCAUUCUCUACUUCCAGAAGCUGCUUUAUGGCUGACUUGCAGCUUCUCUUUUGGUUCUUCCUUUGUGGAAUUUAGUUAGCCUUUCCUACUGCCUUCUUGGGGUAGAGGGGUAGGCGGUAUUACUUUACAGGAAGUAAGGAGGGUGGGGAGGAGGGGAGUGACUUAGGGACACUCAUAGCUCUGAGAGAUGCUUUCUCGCCCACACAGCUCUCCCUGGGGUGAGGUCACUUCCCUACGCUCUGAUUGGCUUCCUAUGAAGCCCUCGAUGAGCUGAUUGGUUGCAGCCACUUGACAUGCAACAGUCACGGGCGAGCUGCGUGUCCAGAAUAGGGACUGAAUAACGAGGCAGGCACCGAAAGCUGGUAUGCUGUCAUAGCGACCCUUCUAAACAGUUGAAAGUCCUAAAGAGGGGAUGCAAGAGAACCUUCAAGAAAUUUUCCAACCAUAUUCAGGCAGGCAAACUGAAUCUUCAGCUUCAAGUGAUAGAGAUUGGCAAUGUCAUGCUAGAUAUUUCUGACCCCAUUGUAAAAAAUGGAUAGAGGCUGUGACUCCAUUGAGGGAAAGCACCUUGAAACCCUGGUGUGGCCAUGGUAAUAGAUGUUAAGGUAGAGGCAGCCAAGAGAACAGAGGAGGAAGCCGGCAUUGAAAGAGAACAUUCCAGAGUUACUGAGCAA
Messenger RNA from Canis lupus familiaris (dog), 2624 nucleotides. It is a transcript of the gene POLR3GL, whose product is annotated as RNA polymerase III subunit GL. Bases 356 to 1012 code for a protein of 218 amino acids. Gene Ontology annotation, biological process: transcription by RNA polymerase III. Gene Ontology annotation, cellular component: RNA polymerase III complex. Lineage: Eukaryota; Metazoa; Chordata; Mammalia; Carnivora; Canidae. The record is from RefSeq and is a predicted model, not a curated record. The transcript is spliced from 10 exons.